AUGGGGAACUGUACCUCCUCCGAUUCAACUCGCGUUGCAACGGCGAAGCUUAUUCUACAAGACGGAAGGUUACGAGAGUUUUCUUAUCCUGUCAAGGUUUCUUACCUCUUACAGGAGCAUCCGUCGUGUUUUAUAUGUAACUCCGACGAAAUGGAUUUCGACGAUGUUGUCACUGCCGUCGAUGAAAACCAAGUGUUGCAACUAGGACAGCUUUAUUUCGCUCUUCCGUUGAGUUGGUUGAGGCAACCGUUGCAGGCUCAAGAGAUGGCUGCAUUGGCCGUUAAAGCGAGUUCCGCUCUCAUGAAAAGUGGCGCUUCCUAUAAAUGCGGUUGUGGCGGGAAACAGAUUCUGUUCUCCGGUGAGUGUGACGCUAAGCGUGUUUCACCGGCUAGCGUUUCUGGCGGUGGUACUGUACAGAGAUCGAGAAGAGGAAGAAAUACAAGAAGCGGUAGUGCCGGUGUUGAGAAGUUUGCGGCGUUGUUGAGUUCGAUUCCGGAGUAG
Messenger RNA from Lathyrus sativus (Indian pea), 501 nucleotides. The record is from the annotation of a GenBank genome assembly. Lineage: Eukaryota; Viridiplantae; Streptophyta; Magnoliopsida; Fabales; Fabaceae.